AUGUCUUGUUGGCGCAUGCUGGAGCUCUCCGAGCAGACUGACGACAAGCACAUCCCCCAGUUACUCGUCAAACCCGCCUUCGAUCUGGACUCGUACAUAGUACAUCUUACCGACCUCAGCAACAUAUGGUGCGAAGAGCUAGACGUACAUGGCAUAGUAAAACGGGCGGCACAGGAGCAAUCGCCAAUCGAAGUCAGCAAACAGGAUACGGCGCAGCUUGCCAUCCUUCUCGAAAAUGUCAAGAAAUCCCUAUUGAAUGGAGAGGAUGCCAUAUGUCGUGCCACUCGUAACGACGCGGACGGCAUCACUUUGCACACUAGUAUCAGCCUUCCAGAGCCACUCGACUGCUUGACGUGGAAGUUCCAUCUGGAAAAGCGAACGUCUGCAACUCUGAAAAACGAACUGAUUCUUCCGCUCCUUGUAUCAUCUCACAUUCAGAAUGAGCGAAUCACUGCCCUCAUUUCUAUCGUGACCGAAAAGGACAGGGCGAUCUCUCGACUCGUAGAUCAGUUCGAAUCCCACAACAUGGACUUGGCUGCCGCUUUUCCCAGCAUCGGUGGAACGAAGACAGGAAGGAGGAUAGUCAAACGUGAACAAGCGGCGAAGCACGUUCCCGCCUUACGACCUUUUCGUGAAGAAGCAUGGAGGCAGGAGACUGAGCAAUUAGAAGACACAAACCUGACUACAUUUGGCUUGUUCCAGGAAGCAUUAGCGCAGAGUACCCCAAGAGUACCACGGCAAUUGAAAUCAGAGGAUCGGGGGGUUGCGUGGUGGAUUGCGGUCCCCACCCAGUUGAUUCCAGCGAAAGCUCUGGCUAUACACAAAGCUAAUAAGCCUGUUCCGGCAGCAAAGUCAACGAAAGUUGCCCUGGACUCGGACGAAGAAGAGACAGAGGAUGAAUUUGAGAUUCAUGAAAACUUCAACGCACGCAAUAUUGCCCGAAAGCCAGCAAAGACUCCAGCGCCAAUACCUUCUUCGCCACACGAUAGAACUAGUGAGACAGAAAACGACAGUACUGAGGAAGAUGAGGAUCUGGAUGCACUUACUAAGAGUCAGAGCAAAAGACAGGCUCAAACGGCACACAAGAGAGUUCGGAAGAGGACACCCUCACCUGAGCAUCACUCUUCACCUGAGACGGCUACACCACCAGUUCAGAAGGCCAAAGUAGGCAGCUUUCGAAUAGGUGGUAAGCUGAGAAGAACGACCAAAUCUCCUCCGCCAUUGCCAGAGAAUACAGAUGUGGAACUGGAGACAGAUAUCCUAUCGAGCAGGGAGUCUGCGCCUCCCUCACAACUGACCCAAUCAGUUCUGACACCAAAGAAAACCCGCAAGCCUUUCAGGAUCGGUGGCAAAGGAAAGACAGUCGAUGGAUGUGCUUCACAACGCGCGAUAACAGCUUCACCAAGCACCAACCGCAUCAGAGCCACGCAAUCGCCUACUGUAGAACCAUCUUCUUCCCUGCCACCGCCUAGGGUGGUGAAAGAAACGUCGCCCGUUCAGGAGGUACAUGAGGAGACGCCAGAGGAAAAAGCAGAGCGGAAGCGGGCUGAACUCAAGCGGAAGAAUGAGGGAGCAGCGAAGAAACAGGCCCAGGCGAAAAAGAAGAAAAGGUUUUGA
Alternaria atra is the source of this 1617-nucleotide messenger RNA. RefSeq lists its product as uncharacterized. Gene Ontology annotation, molecular function: DNA end binding. Gene Ontology annotation, cellular component: nucleus; DNA ligase IV complex. Bases 1 to 1617 code for a protein of 538 amino acids. The transcript is spliced from 2 exons. Gene Ontology annotation, biological process: double-strand break repair via nonhomologous end joining. NCBI's taxonomy places the organism in Eukaryota, Fungi, Ascomycota, Dothideomycetes, Pleosporales, Pleosporaceae. The record is from RefSeq and is a predicted model, not a curated record.